CAUGCGCACGCGGGUGCUCGCGGGCUGCGCGGCGGGCGCGAGCGGCCUCUCCCACGUGUUUGACUACGAGGCGGCGGAGGGAGGCUCGCCCUUGCACGACGCAGUCGGCUUUGGCGCGACGGCGGCGGCCGCCGCUCUGCUCGCCGCGGGGGCGGAGGCCGGUGCGGCCGACGCCACCGGCAUCACGCCUCUGCACCUCGCGGCAGGCCGGGGCAUGCUCGGUGCGGCGCGUGCGUGCCUCGCGGCGGGCGCGGAGGUGGAGGCCGCCGACGCGUCUGGCGCGACGCCGCUGCACGUUGCGGCGUGGAAGGGAGAGGCGGCGGCCGUCCGGCUGCUGCUCGUCGCCGGCGCGGAGGCGGGCGCGGCCACGCCUCGCGGCAUCACCCCGCUGCACCUCGCCGCCAAGCACGGCCACCUCGAGGCGUGCCGCGCCCUCGUCGACGGCGGGGCGCCGCUCGCCGCGCUGACCGACCGCGGCGCCACCCCGCUGCAUUUCGCGUCGAUGCACGGCCGGCGGCGGGUCGCGCAGCUCCUCCUGUCCUCCGGCUCUUGGGUGGACGCCGGCGACCGAGGCGGAGCGUCGGCCCUCCACCAUGCCGCCGCCGCCGGGCACGCCGGCGCGGCUCUGGCUUGCCUGCAGGCGGGCGCGGCCGUCGGCGCGAUUGACGGCGCUGGCGCGACGCCGCUCCACCACGCCGCGUUGGCGGGCAGCGCAGACGUGGUGAGGGUGCUGCUGGCGGCGGGCGCGUCCGCGAGCCAAGGCCCGGGCGGAGCCACCCCGCGGGAGAUCGCUCUCGCGCGGGGCCACGCCGAGGUGGCGUCGAUCCUCGAGCGGGCUGGUGGUGGCGGUGGGGGCACCUCGUUGGCGGCGCGGGUUUUGCUGGCGAUUGGGGCGGGCGUGGUCGCUUGCGCUUGCGUGGGAUGGGCUUCGCUCAGAUCAGUUCC
Emiliania huxleyi CCMP1516 is the source of this 945-nucleotide messenger RNA. RefSeq lists its product as hypothetical. Gene Ontology annotation, molecular function: protein binding. NCBI's taxonomy places the organism in Eukaryota, Haptophyta, Isochrysidales, Noelaerhabdaceae. The transcript has 5 exons. The record is from RefSeq and is a predicted model, not a curated record. The annotation marks the transcript as partial.